Zonotrichia leucophrys gambelii is the source of this 852-nucleotide messenger RNA. Its product is annotated as zinc finger protein 239-like. Gene Ontology annotation, cellular component: nucleus. Bases 1 to 852 code for a protein of 283 amino acids. Gene Ontology annotation, molecular function: sequence-specific DNA binding; DNA-binding transcription factor activity, RNA polymerase II-specific. The transcript has 2 exons. The record is from RefSeq and is a predicted model, not a curated record. Lineage: Eukaryota; Metazoa; Chordata; Aves; Passeriformes; Passerellidae. Gene Ontology annotation, biological process: regulation of transcription by RNA polymerase II.
AUGGGAACAACAGGGAAGGACCUGAGGUUGGAGACCAGGGAGGAAAAAUCUCCAUGGCAGAACCUUGUGAAAGAGGCCGUUUUGAGCAGCUCCAGUGCACAGGAAUCCAAUGGUGAAGAAAAGUCCCAGAGAUCCCUCAAGAGGAGGGGCUCUAAACACAGCCCAGGGUGCUCUGAGGAAGAACGACCUACCCUGUACCAGGAAGGUGGACAGAGCUUCAGCCAGAGCUCAGAGCUGGUGGUCCAUGAGCAGCUUCAUCAUGGGCAGAAGGCCCACAAGUGCUUGGAGUGUGGGAAGAGCUUCAGGCAGAGCAGCACCCUGAUCAGCCACCAGAUGAUCCACACUGGACAAUGGCCCUAUGAGUGUGGGGAGUGUGGGAAGGGCUUCAGCUACAGAUCCACCCUUGUGACCCACCAACGCAUCCACACAGGGGAGAAGCCCUAUGAGUGUCCCAAGUGUCUGAAGAGGUUUCAGAGCAGCUCGAAUCUCCUCCGCCACCAGCGAAUUCAUACGGAUGAGAGGCCCUUCCGCUGCCCCGACUGUGGGAAGGGCUUCAAGCGCAGCUCCCACCUCAUCAUCCACCAGCGCAUCCACACUGGAGAGAGGCCCUACAAGUGUCCCCAGUGUGGGAAGAGGUUUCAGACCAGCUCCAGUCUAAUCCUGCAUGAGCGCAUUCACACGGAUGAGAGGCCCUUCCACUGCCCCGACUGCAUGAAGGGAUUCAAGCACAACUCCACCCUCGUCACCCACCGGCGCCUCUAUGCUGGGGAGAGGCCCUACGAGUUUCCCCAGUGUGGGAAGAGCUUCACCAGCAGCUCUCCCUUGACCAGACACCAACGGAGGCACCAGUAA